Carica papaya (papaya) is the source of this 906-nucleotide messenger RNA. It is a transcript of the gene UBC30, whose product is annotated as ubiquitin-conjugating enzyme 30. The record is from RefSeq and is a predicted model, not a curated record. Lineage: Eukaryota; Viridiplantae; Streptophyta; Magnoliopsida; Brassicales; Caricaceae.
CACAGAGUCACCGCCAAAGUGCCGUACACCCUAAUGCUUCCCUUCCCUUUCCCUUCUUUCUACUCUGUGUCACUUUUUGAUUCUGUAACUCUCUGCACCAAUUCCAAAGAAAACCCUAAUCUGACUGACACACGCAGUUAGGACCUUUGUUUACUUGGAAGUUGCAAUGGCUUCAAAGCGGAUCAACAAGGAGCUGAAGGACCUGCAGAAGGACCCUCCUGCAUCAUGCAGUGCUGGUCCUGUUGCUGAUGACAUGUUUCACUGGCAAGCAACAAUUAUGGGUCCCGCGGAUAGCCCAUUUGCUGGUGGUGUGUUUCUUGUUGCAAUUCACUUCCCACCUGAUUAUCCAUUCAAGCCACCUAAGGUUUCAUUUCGCACAAAGGUUUUCCACCCCAAUAUUAAUAGCAAUGGUAGCAUUUGUCUUGACAUUCUGAAGGAGCAAUGGAGUCCUGCCCUUACCAUAUCCAAGGUUCUUCUGUCGAUAUGUUCACUGCUUACGGAUCCAAAUCCUGAUGACCCUCUGGUGCCGGAGAUUGCUCACAUGUACAAGACUGAUAGGGCCAAGUAUGAGACUACCGCUCGAUCCUGGACCCAGAAAUAUGCAAUGAGUUAAGAAUGCUAUGCUUGAGGGCUUAUUAUCUUUUGGUCAUAUUAGUAAAUUAUAGGAAAUAAGGUUGUCUGGAUAUAAAGAAACUGCUUUACUUAGUCAAUAUUUUCUCUUUGGUCAUGGAAAGUUAUAUAAGGGUUCACUUCAAACGGGUAAACGAUCACAGUAAACAUGAAGUUUGGUGGAAACAUAAUUUGUUUUGCCUUCUUUGAGAGGAUGUUUUGGUUUGGCCUAGUUUCUGUUCGGAUCAGCUUAUAAGUUGAUUUGAUCCAAAUAUAAGUUAAUUGGUGUUUGUUUUA